This is a messenger RNA of Trypanosoma rangeli, 408 nucleotides long. RefSeq lists its product as uncharacterized. The coding region runs from base 1 to 408 and encodes 135 amino acids. The transcript has a single exon. The record is from RefSeq and is a predicted model, not a curated record. Lineage: Eukaryota; Euglenozoa; Kinetoplastea; Trypanosomatida; Trypanosomatidae.
AUGCCAGUGGCGGGCGGCUUCCUGUUCUCACUGCGUGAGGCGUUGAUGUGGAGCGUUGUGUUUGCGCUCUGUGGCGCAGCCGUUGGAGAUGUCCACUCAGCGCUCUCUACCCUCGCUUUUGGCCUCAUAGUGAGCUUGACGAUACCAAUGAAAUUGAUGGAUAUACACCAUAUGUUGCUGGCCGAUGUGAAUGGGAAGUCCUCCGUGGUGAAGUUUUUUAAAAAACGGGACGGAAAUGCACGAAAGGCGAAGGAAACAUUUUUGCUGCUCACAGCCAUCGUCUUGGGUGCGUCCAUCACGCAGCCGGACUGGCAUGAGUGGUUUCAGGCUUGGCCGUAUCCUGUCGUAACCUCAUUCGCAUUGAUGCGUGCAGCCCUGCUGCUUUUCGGCCUGCGGCGGAAGGUGUGA